Girardinichthys multiradiatus is the source of this 8519-nucleotide messenger RNA. RefSeq names its product protein tyrosine phosphatase receptor type b (gene ptprb). Bases 268 to 6243 code for a protein of 1991 amino acids. Gene Ontology annotation, molecular function: protein tyrosine phosphatase activity; cadherin binding. The record is from RefSeq and is a predicted model, not a curated record. NCBI's taxonomy places the organism in Eukaryota, Metazoa, Chordata, Actinopteri, Cyprinodontiformes, Goodeidae. Gene Ontology annotation, biological process: protein dephosphorylation; angiogenesis. The transcript has 40 exons.
GACAGGGUCCAGAGAGGAAAAGGUCCGGUCUAAGGAGGUCCGAGUCCAGGAUGGACAUGAGCUGCAGAGAAGACAAGUUUUCUGGGCACAGUUAACUUAAAAUAAGGAAUUACUUUGUUCUGCAGGAGACAGAAGGACACUUUAUUUCCAGGAGGACUCCAGUGAAGAACGGGAGCUAAAACAGAGGGAAUAUCUGUCUUUGAAACAUCUUGGACCUCAGGAUUAUGGUGGUGCAUGCUCCAACUGAGGAUCUGAAGGACAAUCAAAAUGCUGAAAUGUAAAGUUGGAAGUUUCUCCUGCUGCCUGGGUUUCACCUCGCUGCUGCUGCUCCAGGUUGUGAGCAGUGCGGCUCCCACAAAGGUCCCUGCAGUGUCCAUUCCCUGUAACAUCUCUGUGUCUGGAUCAAUAUCCAGUCUGAACUCUGUUUCUUUGACUGUGAGCACUCCUGGACAGAACUGCUCCUUCUCUGUGGCAUCGCCGGACGUCGGAGCGGACAUCUCCGAGUGUAGAAGAAUCCCAGAACGGGAACUCAGGAGGAACGAGACUGUAGAAGGACAGGAAGAGGGAAGAGGGUUGAGCUUUGUGCCGACCGAGGAUGGGGGAAACAGCAGCCGGACGGAGGUUUUCACCUGCGUUUUGGAUCACCUGGAACCUGGAACCGCCUAUCAGCUGCAGGUUCGGUCGCAGACAGACAAUGAGUCAGCAGAGGUCACCGUGCACACCAGGCCAUCGGCAGUGGUGGGCCUUGCGGUGACCUCCAGGACAUGCCGGAGCCUGGGCCUUUCCUGGCAGGCGGGCCCAGGCAGGACGCAACGCUUCAGGCUGCAGCUCCGGGAAGAAGUGAAGAGUUUGAAUCAAUCUGGUCUGCUGAAGAACGAGUCGUUAGGAAGCACGACGACGCAGCACACGAUCAAUGACCUGACACCAGGGCGACUGUACAACGUUACCGUGGUGACGGAGGCCGGUGGGCUGCAGAACAGCAAGACGAUCGAGGCUCGGACAGCGCCCUCUGCUGUUUCCAACAUCACCUCGGAAAACAAUGGCACCAGUCUGCGGUUGUCAUGGCAACAACCUGAAGGCCACGUGGAUGCUUUCGUCGUCACGUUCUCCAACAACAACACGUUCCUCCAGAUAACAACUCAGUCUGGAGAUGCCACAGAAGUAGAGGCCUACCAGCUCACCCCUGGCUCGGCCUAUCAGGUGGAAGUGAUGUCUGUUAGUGGUACUCUAACAAACCAAUCAGAAAUCACCGUCAGGACAGCUCCGGCACCAGCGUCUCUUCUCAACUUGUCUCCUUCUUCCUCCGGCGGGCUUCUCCUAACUUGGGCGCCCCCUGCUGGCAACUGGGAGAGCUACAGGGUUGUCCUGUUUGAGGGCUUGAAGCAGUUAGUCGGUACCUCCCUGGACAGGAAAACGGUGAACUUUAGCUUUCCGGGGACAUUGCUGACACCUGGAAGACGAUACAGAGCCGUGGUGAGCGUGGAGAGUGGAGGACUGACGAUCGACAGCAGCUGUGAUGGAUCAACAGCUCCUGCUGCAGUGGUGGAUCUCCACAUUCGCCACUCUGAUGAGACUUCGCUCAGUGCCAUGUGGAACCACGCCCCUUCUGGGUCACGUGACGGCUACUUCCUCACCAUUCGCCAUGAUGAUGCCACCGUGGACACACGAGAGGUUGAGCCAAACAUGAGGGAGUGCACGUUUAACGUGCUCACACCUGGAAGGUGGUACAUCAUCACCGUGACAACGAGGAGCGGGAAACUGAACACAUCUGUGUCAGUGGAGGGAAGGACAGCUCCUAUGGCGCUGCGUACGAUCAGCCUGAGUAACUCUGGAGUCAACAGCCUUCAGGUGACGUGGGAGAAACCACCAGGAGACGUGGACUCAUACAAACUGGCUCUGCUGCAAAACAGUGUUGUUGUUCAGAACCACAGUGUUCCAGCUGGGUCCGCUUCUCUUGUUCUGACUGGUUUGACACCAGGAACCCUCUACAGGCUGCAGGCUGCCACUGUCAGCGGGGACCUGCAAUCUAAAUCCAUCAGUCUGGAGGCUCAAACAGCCCCAGCCGCCGUCUCCAACGUGAAGGUUGCCAAUGGCGGCAGGUCAGAUGCUCUUUACGUCUCGUGGCUUCCUGCAGAGGGCGUCGUGGACAGCUACCUGCUCCACCUAGAGGACGGGAAGCGGACCGUCCACAUGUUGGCAGUGUCCAGCUCCUCGCCGCCUGAGUGCUCCUUCAGUUCCCUGGAGGCUGGACGCCUGUAUUCAGUCGUCAUAGUAACAAGGAGCAGCGGACUGAAGAACACCACGGUGGUUCAGGCUCGAACACAACCGGCAACGGUGGGAAACCCAAAUGCUGUUCACGCUGGAAGAGACGACUACCUCAAGGUGUACUGGCAUCAUGCAGCGGGAGAUCUGGACCGCUAUGUGGUUCUGAUUAGUUACAACCACACCAUCCUGCAGAACCAGAGCGUCCCCACAGGACACAACGAGUGCACCUUCUCGUCUCUGAUGCCAGGGCGACUGUACACAGUCACCGUGGAAACAUGGAGUGGCAACUACGUCAGCAGCGUCUCUACCCACGGACGAACUCUCCCUGCAGCUGUGAGGAAUCUGUCAGUUAGAAACACAGGAACAGCUGAUCUGAAUGUUACCUGGAGCCCCGCCCUUGGAGAUGUGGACCAUUAUGAGGUGACUCUGCUCUUCAACGACACCCGCGUUUUCCCCCCCGUCAUGCUGGGCAGUGAUGCGUGUCAUCACCUGCUCUCCUCUCUGACACCUGGGCGCCUCUAUAAGAUAAUGGUGUCAACAUUCAGCGGGCCUCUUCAGAUCGCUCAGGUGAUGGAAGGACGGACAGUUCCCAGUGCUGCAAAGAACCUGCGAAUGAUUCCCCAACCCGGCCGGACAGUAUCUAAUGGUGGGCUGUUUUUCUCAUGGACGCCUGGACAAGGAGACCUGGACUUUUACAAAGUGUCCCUGUCAACCAGGGGUGGAGGUUCUAUCGAUACGCGCCCCGUCCCCAAACACGUUUCUUCCCUUGGCUUUUUAGAUUUAAUACCAGGCCAGGUGUACACAGUCACCAUCCAAUCACAGAGCGGGACGCUGAGCAAUAGUAACGCAGUCACUGGUAGAACAGCUCCAGCUACAGUCACCGCCCUGCAGGCCGAUAAUGGACACACCACCCACAGCCUCACCGUCCGCUGGGAGCGUCCGGUCGGCGUGUACGACGGCUACAGCCUGCAGUUACUGGACGAAGCUGGAGGCAUUCUGAGAAAUCAGUCGGUGCUGGUGGACAGCCAGAGCGAGCUGCUGGAGGGUCUGACUGCAGGGAAGUGGUACCGGGUGAAGAUGGUGACUCUCAGCAGUGGUGUUCCAUCGCUGGAUGCAGCCACAGCAGAAGGGCAAACCCGUCCUGCUGCCGUUCAAAACCUGACAGUUGUCUUGGUGAACACCACCUCCCUCAGCUUCUCCUGGCGGCCCUCAGACGGCCAUGUUGACACCUAUGACCUGUCGCUCUACCAUGUCUCCGAGGCAAUGACCAAUCACAGAGCAUCAGGCAACAGGAAGGAGCAUCAGCAGACUGCAGGCGAGCUGGUGGACCGGCAGAACGUCGGUCCAACUGGCAACGGCUGUGUGUUCUCAGGCCUGCAAGCAGGAAGUCUGUAUCGCCUCCUGGUGGUGAGCUGGAGCCGGGACAUGAGCAGUGACUCGUCUGUUCUCGCCAGAACUGUCCCGUCUCCAGUGUCGUCCCUACAGGUUCAGAGUUCAGGACAGACCAACAGACUGACGGUCAGCUGGCAGCAUGGAGAGGGAAGCUGGAGCAGCUAUCAGGUUCUGUUGUACGACGCGUCCGGAACCACUCUGGGAGCUCAAACCCUGGGGGCGGAGCACAGGAGUCACACUUUCCUCGGACUGAUUCCUGGUAGGCUGUAUCAUGCUGAGGUCAUCACACACAGCGGGGAUCUAGCCAACAGCGUCUCAGAAUUUGGGCGAACUUCUCCAGAACCUCCCACCCACCUGUCCGUCAGACAAGGCCCGACCAAUGACACGAUAGAGCUGUUGUGGUCUGGUCCCGCUUCCGGAGACUAUGAUAACUUCAGCCUGCAGUGGGCGCCAGAGGACCACCUGUCCAUCAUACCGACCCACCUAACCAGCUGCAUCGUGGGUGGGAUGUUUCCUGGACGAAACUACAACUUCACCUUGAUGACUGUCAGUGGGGGCGGAGCCAAAGGCGAUCCUACUACCAAAAGCCAGCCAAUCCAGAGGAGCGUCAGAACAAGUCCGUCUCCUCUCAGGUCCAUCCACUGCUUCCCUCUGUCCUCCUCCUCCCUCUCCUGCUCCUGGACGGCUCCGCUCGCUGACUUCGACUCCUACGAGGUCGAGUGCCGUCGCCACGACAGCGGGGAACUGACUUCGGCCCUAAGGCUGGUCGGGGGUGUUACCGCGGUAAUACUGGACCACCUGGAUGCAUUCAGGAAGUACUCUGUGACGGUCAGAGUGUCAUCGGCUGGACAGAUGAGUCCGCCGGCGACUCAGACCACCGUCACCAUGAUUGACCGUCCCCCCAUCCCGCCUCCCAGCGUUCUUAUCAGUGAGAAGUCGUCCAAAAUGACUUCUUCCUCCAUCUUGUUCCGCUUUAACUGUUCCUGGUUCAGCGACGCCAACGGAGCCGUCAGAUACUUCACUGUGAUCGUGGCCGAGUCGGAUGCCAAUGAAAAUCUGCAGCCAGAACAGCGCCACCCGCUGCCCACGUACCGCGAUUACAUCAACAACUCCUCUGUCAGAGCGUAUCAGACAGCAUACUUCCCAAGUCGCUGUCCUCAGGACGCAGACAUCUCCACUGGACAGGUGGUGGAAGUGAAUCUGGGGGCAGGUGGGGAGCGGCUGGGCGGAGCCUGUGAUCAUUACCAUGACGAUGAGCUGUACCUGGGCAACGGUUACGACAGCUUCUGUGACGGGCCACUGAAACCUAAAAUGUCUUACAGGCUGAGCGUGCGAGCCUUCACCAGACUGUUUGAUGAAAACCACAGAGAGGUCGCUCAGCCACUCUUCUCAGACACAUACCUGUCCUCGCCGCUCAGGACGCACGCAGAGCCUCUAGGUGGCGUCGUGGAGGGCCUGAGUGCGGGGAUGUUCCUCAUUGGGAUGAUGGUGGCUGUCGUUUCCCUGCUGGCCUACAGACAGAGGCUGCGCAAAGUGGCCGUGCAGGAGAACCCAGUGGUGAGGAUGAGUAUGUGGAAAGAAGUCCCAGCUUCAGGGAUGUAUAUGGGAGUGAGGAGUAACCGCCGGGUCACCAGCCCUGUCAAAGUGUGCCACUUUGAGUCCCAUCUGAGCAAACUGCAGGCAGACUCCAACUACCUGCUGUCCGAGGAGUUCGAGGAUCUGAAGGAUGUGGGCCGCAAUCAGACGAUGGACCUCGCCAGACUGCCGGAAAACCGAGGGAAGAACCGCUACAACAACAUCCUGCCAUACGACUCAACCAGAGUGAAGCUGUCCUACCUGGAGGAUGACCCCUGCUCAGACUACAUCAACGCCAGCUACAUGCCUGGGAACAACUACCGCAGGGAGUACAUCGCCACCCAGGGGCCGCUGCCGGGCACUAAAGAUGACUUCUGGAGGAUGGUGUGGGAGCAUGGUGUGCACAACGUCGUCAUGGUGACACAGUGCGUGGAGAAGGGACGGGUGAAGUGUGAUCAGUACUGGCCUGCUGACAAGGAACCGCUGUACUACGGCGACCUGGUCAUUCAGAUGCUGUCAGAGUCCGUCCUGCCCGAGUGGACCAUCAGAGAGUUCAAGAUCACCUCGGAGAACAGCCGCAGUUAUUCCCGGAUGCUGCGCCACUUUCACUACACCGUGUGGCCUGACCACGGCGUUCCGGAGAGCACCCAGUCCCUGAUCCAGUUUGUCCGGACAGUCCGGGACUACGUGGACCGAUCACCGAGUACCGGAGCCACGGUCGUGCACUGCAGUGCUGGAGUUGGGCGCACAGGGACCUUCAUCGCUUUGGAUCGGGUUCUACAGCAGCUGGACUCCAGAGGAAGCAUCGACCUGUACGGCUGCGUGUUCGACCUGCGGCUGCACCGACAGCACAUGGUCCAGACCGAGUGUCAGUACGCCUUCCUGCACCAGUGUGUGAGGGAUGUCCUGAGAGCCCGGAAGCAUCGCAGCGAGCAGGAGAACCCUCUGUAUCCCAUCUAUGAGAACUUCAACCCAGAGUACUGCCGUGAUUUUAUGUACAACGGACGUUAAGGAGACGACGACGUUCAUCCAAUCAGGAGGGAGGAAACGCAUCAGAACAAGGUCCACCAUGGAGACACGUGUUCAGUAAUAGGUCUGAUCUGCCUGAACUCACAUUGAGCAACGUCCUUCAGCACGACGUUAGCAGCUGAAAUAACUUCUGUUUGGAUAAAGCCUAAAUAUUCAUGAAUGAUUGGUGUGGAUCAAAGGUUUAUAGAGUUUUAGAGCAUUAAAAAGGUUUUUUUAAAUUUAGGAUAAAUCACCAUGGAAACGGAGCACAUUAUCUGCUUUAAAUAAUGUUUAGUUCUGACUUUCAGGUUAAAUGCGCUGUAAAAAGCUCCAUCCUGCCACUUGUGGUUAAAAGCUCCACAAAGAAAUUUCUACAUGAUAUAAAAACUGCUUGUUUAUGUUGCUGCAACCUUUCUAAAUAAAAAUUUAAAAACAUGGCUUCAGUUUAUGAGACGAGGUUCAGUCAGGUUGCUAAAAAGUUCUGCUGUACAUUUAUAAUUAUUUUUAUUAUCUUGCAAACAGUCAGAGAUUAAAAUCAAGUAAUAUUAAACAGUUUGGGAUCUGAGGUCAAGGUCUUAAAAAGUUAAGGUUUAAAGUACUUUUAAUGAGUAAUGGAACAUACAGCAACAUGACGCUGCCCCUCCCCAUCUGUUGCUGCACACUACGGGUCAGCUGCCUGAAAUUCUGCCACCAAUCAGGUGGAUUAGUUUUUUUUUUCUACUGCUGUCGAGUUGCAAGCAGCAUCUCAACUGUUAGUUAGCUGCCUGACUAAUUAUCCAUGUAAUAUCAGCUUGUUUUUAUUAUGAGGGCAGAAAGGUAUAUUUUGUACAAGAAGCACAUAAAAACUGCUACUGAUGUUACCGGGUGUUUAGUCUAUAUUUUUGCUCAAGAUACUGGAAUAAUAAUAAUAAUAAAUGUAAGAUAUUAAUUUAACUAUGACAAUAGCUUGAACGGGAAUAUUUGUUGCUUUUCUGUUUUAAAUAAAAGCAAUUAGAUCCUGUUUCAUUUUUAUGGUAGUACUGUGAAAUGGUGGUAUUUUCACUCAAACACAAACUCAUUAACAACUUAGAUCAUUUGGAGAGUCAGUUCCUAAUGUUUGUCUAAAUAAUGCAUAAAAAACAUUUUAUAUCGGCAACUUUUAAUUAAUGUGCUAAUAUCAGGUAUUCGUCUGAUCAGUAAACCGGUGGAGCUUCUUACAGAUGUUUUAAUCAGAACAGGAACCGACCCAGAGCAGGUUAGGAGUUCUGACCUGAUCUCCUUUUAAAAAGUUCGGACCUAGAUGUGUUUUACGGGGAGACCGACACAGAAAAGAGGGUUGAAGUUGACCUACAGCAGAGUAGGUGUGAAGGGAGGGGGCGGAGCCUGUGUCAUGACAUCAUAGCCAAGCUAGCUGACUUUAUACUAGUUCACAAUUGUUAGAUAAUGUUUCCAGCCCGAGUGUUUGACUCGUUAAAUGCUCAUUUUUAUGAUAAAGUCUCAUGUUACCAUGGUGAUCUAACUGGGUUAAAAAAAAAGUGACUGUCCUCUCAACUCAGCUGGGAUGAGAUGGUUACUUCCCAGGAUGUCCUUCAACACACUCAGCUGCUGGUCAGAGACUAAAGGUCAACCCAACCUCAACAGGGACAACCCCUGAGGUCAUAGUCCGGUCCAAAGGACCAAAACAGACCCAAAUCCUGUUCAUUCUGAUCCAUAAACUCAUCACAUAGUCUGAACCAAACUCUAAAAUGAUCAGUGAUCAAUAAUACUCUAUUCUCUGAAGCCCAAACCAACUUCACAUUUUCAUAAAUUUACCUAAGAAACUACAUUUAAAACUAAACGGUUCUGUUCUAAAUUGUUCUGAAGUUGUUUGAGGAAAUAAACACCUAUUUUUCUACCUUCUGUAUGUUUUCACUGCUCCAUAUAAGCUGUUUAUUUAAGGAAAACUUCACAUAAUGCUGUAUGUAAAUAUUGAUGUAAUACUCGUUUUCCGUUGCUGGGUUUCUGUUUGUGUUUUCAUGCUGUGUAACAUUUAGAUUUCUGCUUCAGACUUUAACUUCCUGCCUUAAAUUAACACUUAAAAUGUUUAAACUGAACAUCUGAACACAAACAGGCCUCAAGUUUCAUUUUAAAGAAAUCAGGAUGCGUCUAAAAUGUUUGCAUUUAAAAACAAUCAUUGGCUGUUUUAUUUUCUCAAUCUAAAAGUUAUUUUUAAGUUAGAAAACAUCUCAGUCUUCUAACCUGCCGUCUGAGUCAUGUAAACCUGAUCAUAAAAUGCUCAUUAAAAUUAGCGGCCACUCCAA